Messenger RNA from Pyricularia oryzae 70-15, 348 nucleotides. RefSeq names its product FAD binding domain-containing protein. The coding region runs from base 1 to 348 and encodes 115 amino acids. The record is from RefSeq and is a predicted model, not a curated record. NCBI's taxonomy places the organism in Eukaryota, Fungi, Ascomycota, Sordariomycetes, Magnaporthales, Pyriculariaceae. The transcript has a single exon.
AUGAGCGCGCAAUGGCAGCUGCGCGUCAAUUUCCGGCUGGGCCAGAGGGUGACGCACAUCGACUUUGACGCCUUCACCAGCAGCACCGAGGCUGGCGUGACGCAAAAGGGGCAUAUCAUCGUGGUGGCCGAUGGGCUGUGGCCCAAUUCCAAGAGUCUGGUCUCUGGGCCCCGUGACGUUCCGAAGGCGACGGGUGACCUGGCCUAUCGUGUGAUGCUGCGGCUCGACCAGAUUGAGGAUAGCGAGCUCAGGGAAUGGGUGUCAAAUCUAAAACUGUGCAUUUGGAUUGGACCGGGUGCACAGCCGUUGGGUAUUCCAUCCGAGGCGGGAACAUGUACAGCAUGGUGA